GAUGGCCGCUGCAACAACACACCCACAAGAUAAAGAACUUGACAGAGUCAGAUCCCACUUUGUGAACAAGGUGUCCAAAGAAGUAAUAAAUCAACUCCUGGACGGCCUUUUGCAUGAUGGUGUGUUGAAUGAUGGGGAGAAGGAUGCAGUAAUUGAAGAAAAUGACAGCAGAGCAGAUAAAGCACGCUGUCUCAUCGACAAGGUGAAGAGGAAAGGACAUGAGGCCAGCAGCAAGAUGAUUACUUGCUUGAAAAGUUUGGAUAAAACACUGUACUAUGAGUUGGGUCUGUCCAACGUCCAGCCUGCUCUGCCAGCUGCAGCAGGCCCAGUGGAUCAGAGUGGAUCAACUCCUUCAGUCUCCAGCGUGGAAGAGUUCUGGAAGUCCAAAGAGAACGAUCCAGAGGUCUAUCCUGUGACACAAACUUCCUUUAGGAACCGUGUUGCUCUGCUGAUCACUAAUAUCAAGUUUUCUGAGAAAUCAAUGAACAGAAGGGGAGCAGAGAAAGACGAGGAGAACAUGGAGGAACUGCUUUCUAAUCUGGGAUAUGAGGUGGUGAAAUACACAAACCUCACUGGAAAGGCGAUUGAUGAGGCUUUAAUUGACUUCACUAAACAUCCCAAACUAAAACACACUGACAGCGUGUUUGUGGUUCUCAUGUCUCAUGGGAAGCUGGGGAAAAUUCUUGGGGUUGAUUGGAAAGAGAACAAACCAGAUAAAUUUCCAAUCAACAACAUUUUCAAACACUUGGGCUCCAAGAGCUGUCCAGAGCUAAGAGACAAACCAAAGGUCAUCAUCAUACAGGCCUGCAGAGGAGAACAAGGAGGAAGCGUUCCGGUUAACGACAGUCCAAACACAGCGGAUCAUGUUCUACAAUCUGAGGACCUUAUAGCAGAGAAGCUUCAUCAUUUAACUUUGGAAAAAGAUUUCAUUUGUUUUUCAUCCUGUAUUUCUGGCAUCGUGUCGUCCAGACAAUCAAAUCGUGGGUCUCCCCUCAUCCAGAAGAUUGUGGAAGUUUUCAGUUCAGAGUCGUACCAGGAAGAUAUUUCUGAGCUUUUUGAGGAGAUAGAAAUGGCCCUCUAUUUCUCUGCAAGCCAUUACUAUCUUAGUGGAACAAACAUUAGCAACACACUGACAAAGCGUUUUUACCCUUUAAUAGGCGUCAGAGAUAGAAGUGUCUUUGUGAUGAAAGACAAAGACAUAGUUACAGAUACAUUCUCACAAAGUGAGGGCAGUAGCUAUGGAACAUCCACUGAGGUCAGCUCACAAGAGGAAGAGCAGCAGGCGGAGGAGGAAGAAGAGAAUGAGCAGGAGGAAGAGGAAAAGCAGGAGGACGAAGCUGAUGAGCUGGAGGAGGAAGAUGAAGAGGAAGAGCAGGAGAAGGAG
Molecule: messenger RNA, 1384 nt
Organism: Gambusia affinis (western mosquitofish)
Lineage: Eukaryota; Metazoa; Chordata; Actinopteri; Cyprinodontiformes; Poeciliidae
Product: caspase a-like
Exons: 11
Biological process (GO): regulation of apoptotic process; proteolysis
Molecular function (GO): cysteine-type endopeptidase activity
Source: RefSeq, a predicted model, not a curated record